AUGGAAAUGGGGAAUGGAACAACUGUCCAGGAAUUCACCUUGUUUCCUCACAUCCAGCACCUGGGAAAGUUUCUCUUCCUGGUGCACCUGCUGACAUACCUGGCAUCCAUUGCAGGCAAUGCUGUCAUAGUCACCAUCAUCUGUGCUAAUUCCCGGCUCCAGACACCGAUGUACUUUUUCCUCAGCAUUUUCUCCUUCUUGGAGUGUUACUUCAUAAAUACUGUUAUUCCUAAGUUAUUGGUCAUCUUUCUUUCAGGUAAGCAAACCAUUUCUUUUCCUGCCUGUUUCAUACAAGCCUUUGUCUUUGUAUUUCUGGAAGCAGCAGGUUUCUUCCUCAUAGCAGUGAUGUCUCUGGAUUGGUAUGUGGCCAUUUGCAAGCCCCUGCAUUACCCGACCAUCAUGAACCUGAAGACUAGUUCCCUCCUGGUCACUGCCUGCUGUGCUUUGGGGUUCUCUCUAAUCACUGGUCUGGUAGUAAAGGUUUCCCAGUUAUCCUUCUGUGGUCCCCAUGUCAUCCCCCACUUUUUUUGUGACCUUGGCCCCCUGAUUCAUCUCUUCUGUUCUGACACCAAGUCUGUUGAAAUGUUGAUCUCUGUCCUUGCUUUGUUAAUCCUUUUGACAUCCCUUAUCAUAACCAUCAUUGACUAUAGCAACAUAGUAGUCACAAUCCUGAAACUCCCAUCAGCCAAGGAGAAAAAGAAAGCUUUCUCCACCGGCUCCUCUCACCUCAUAGUCCUCUCUCGAAUGUAUGGAAGCUGUGUCUUUUUUUUAUAA
Canis lupus familiaris (dog) is the source of this 774-nucleotide messenger RNA. RefSeq names its product olfactory receptor 6C74-like. Gene Ontology annotation, cellular component: membrane. Lineage: Eukaryota; Metazoa; Chordata; Mammalia; Carnivora; Canidae. Gene Ontology annotation, biological process: G protein-coupled receptor signaling pathway. The record is from RefSeq and is a predicted model, not a curated record. Gene Ontology annotation, molecular function: G protein-coupled receptor activity; olfactory receptor activity.